This is a messenger RNA of Neltuma alba, 1471 nucleotides long. RefSeq lists its product as uncharacterized. Gene Ontology annotation, molecular function: nucleotide binding; oxidoreductase activity. Gene Ontology annotation, cellular component: cytoplasm. Gene Ontology annotation, biological process: NADPH regeneration. Lineage: Eukaryota; Viridiplantae; Streptophyta; Magnoliopsida; Fabales; Fabaceae. The coding region runs from base 181 to 1260 and encodes 359 amino acids. The record is from RefSeq and is a predicted model, not a curated record. The transcript has 12 exons.
CUGGCUCCGGUUUCGUUUUCUUGUCCAGGUAUUUUGAAAAACAAAAAACGUGACCCGUCACCCUAUGUGCACCUUCCACUAGAUGUUAGAAUAAAAGCAAGGCGAAAUCUGAAGGAACCCGGCGAGAUUAAAAUUUUUAUCGGCAAACUUGCUGGAUCAUUUCAUAUCUUCCGAUCGGAAAUGGCGACGAAGCCACUGCAGAUCGCCAUCUUGGGCGCUGGUACAUUUGUGAGGACUCAGUACAUUCCCAGACUCUCUGAGAUCCCUGAUCUCGUUCUUGUAAAAGCCAUAUGGAGCCGUACCGAGGAAUCAGCAAGAUGUGCAGUUGAAAUAGCUCAGAAACAUUUUCCUGGGUUGGAAUGCAAGUGGGGAGAUGGGGGUCUUGAUGAGAUUAUCCAAGAUGCAUCAGUAACUGCAGUUGCUGUGGUAUUGGCUGGGCAAACUCAGGUUGACAUCUCGCUAAGGGUGCUAAGGGCUGGAAAACACGUGCUCCAAGAGAAACCAGCGGCAGCUUGUACAAGUGAGUUGGAAACUGCAAUACAUAACUACAAAUCUAUUUCUGCUGAUGUUCCUAGCAAUUUAAUUUGGGCUGUGGCUGAAAAUUACCGGUUUGAGCCUGGAUUUGUGGAGAGCAAGAAACUAGUAGCCGAAAUUGGGAAAAUGAUGAACGUCCAAGUUAUCAUUGAAGGAUCAAUGAACAGUUCAAAUCCUUAUUUCUCAAGCUCUUGGAGACGAAAUUUCAAUGGAGGUUUCAUUCUCGAUAUGGGUGUGCAUUAUGUAGCGGGGUUGAGAAUGCUUGUUGGCUGUGAGGUACUUUCAGUUGCAGCUAUGACAUCUCAUGUGGAUACGAGCUUGCCUCCGCCAGAUAAUAUAUCAUGUGUCUUUCAUCUGGAGAAUGGAUGUUCAGGAGUAUUUGUAAUGGUUGUCUCCUCAAGUUCGCCCAAGAUAUUGUGGAGAGUUGUUGGCAUCAACGGAACUGUGCAAAUUGAGCGAGGAUUUCAAGGACGACAUGGUUACCUUAUCACAUUUUAUGGUGCUGAUGGACAAAGCAAAAGCUCAUUCUUCCCAUUCAGUGGGGUGACUGAAGAAUUUAAAGCUUUUAUCAAUGAUGUUUCUCAGAGCACCCUUAAGAAGGAAAGUCAGUUUGAAGCUGAACCCCGCCUCUCUUUCGCCGAAGGUGCCAGAGAUGUUGCUGUCUUAGAGGCCAUGCUCGAAUCUGGAGCGAGGCAAGGGGCACUGGUUCAUGUGAAAAAGUUCUGAGAUUAUCAUAUGGAAUUCUUUUGUGUUGUCAAAUGAUACAGUUACUGCCAAAUUCUUUUUUUCUGUGUCGGUUUUGAACGUUUGAGCUUAGAAAAACAUUAUAGAUGAAUAAACUGGUGUGAAGUGAAUUGCUCGGCUCAUUAUCAUUGGAUGAAAAUUUCGAUGAUGCUAUUUAUAUUUUCAAAUAAAAUAUUUAAUCAACUGGUGUUAA